This is a messenger RNA of Lotus japonicus, 872 nucleotides long. RefSeq lists its product as uncharacterized. The record is from RefSeq and is a predicted model, not a curated record. The transcript has 2 exons. Bases 82 to 627 code for a protein of 181 amino acids. NCBI's taxonomy places the organism in Eukaryota, Viridiplantae, Streptophyta, Magnoliopsida, Fabales, Fabaceae.
UAUAAAAAGUGCCUUGUUCUUGUAUUAGCUGCUUUAAUACAUGUUAUGUGAAUCCAAAGUAGAUAAACGAACACAAAAAAGAUGAGCUACUACUAUACCUGUGUGAUGCUGCUGCUUCUCUGCUUUGUCUUGUUGCUUGUAUCUCCUAGUCCUACAUUUGGAAAGGACAAUCUGCAGUUCAAGUUAUCAACCAGAGAUGAUGAACUUGUACAAAUGGCUGGCUAUGGAGAGGAGAAGCUAUCUACAAUUCUUGUCACAGGGUCAGUUAUUUGUGAGGCCAGUUUUGAUGGUGCAGGGGACCAACCUCAUCCAUGGCCAAUACAAGGAGUUUCGGUUGCUGUGAACUGCCACUUUCAUGCCAUCAAGAGGAAAGGAAAAUCAAUGGUAGCAAGAGGGGUUACUGAUGAAUUUGGAGACUUCAUUGUCGACCUCCCUUCCCACCUUCAUGCUAUUCACAACUUGGAAAAGAUAUGCAGAGUGAAAAUUCUUCGAAUUCCAAAGGGAUCACAGUGCUGGCCAGCUCAUUCUAAGAGACACAAGGGCCUCACACUGCUAACCUUCGAAAAUGGCACCCGCAUUUAUAAUGCCGGAAACAUAGCAUUCCGGCAUUCAACAUCUAAACCAUAGCAUACAGCCGUGCAGAUGGGAUAAUGGAAUAGAGAAGAAGAGAUUAGAGACAGUAUAUAGGUUUCAUAAUUAUGUCAAUAUGGUGCAUUUAGUCACAGCGUUGAGUUGCAUGAAUUUUACCCACCUCCCACACAAAAAAUCAGAGAAUUAUGAUCACUUUGUAAAAUAUGUAGGUGAAAUUUGAGAGUUGCUUGAGAUGCAUUUGUCAUUUGUGUGAAUACCAAUAUACAACUAGAAUUUGGUCA